AAUCUUUGGAUAGUUGGUCAGGCUAGUUUAACUAACCUAUCUGUACAAAUGUUCUCACUAUUUUAUAGUAUUGUUAGUGUAGGUAACCUAAUUUAGCUACUGAAAACUGUAAACUAUAACUGGAAUAUCUCAAUGCAAUUAUUCCUUUCAGAUAAUGUUCUUGCAUAGGUUAUCUCAUCAAAACUAAAAGGUAAACGUAGUGGCAAUUGAGUGGUAAGGUUAAUCCAAAGCUUGCUUAUUUCAGAGAUAUUUAUUUUUAACAUCCAAUAGCCCAAAUCUGACAUCACUUGGAGUGCAUCAUACAAGUAUGCUACAAAGUACAAAACAUUUAAAUGGAAAGUACAUUCAUAAUAAUAUUAAUUACCUCAACUUAAGCCCAGCUGAGCAGAAAAAUAAAUAGAAAAAAUGAUAAACACACAAUAAACUGAACAUAUUUAGAGCGUUAAAUUUUUCAUUAUUAAUUACACUGCUAGGAAAGCCACAUCAUACAAUAAUACAACUUUAAUCUACAAAACAUUAUACCUAUAGAGUCCACAGACAUCACAAAACUACCUCUGAAAAUUGUUUUUACAACACUUUACUUUCAAUAUAAAGUCCAACAUUUAAACGCAAGCUCUAUGACCUCAUAUAUUGGGAAAUAAAUACGACCAGUGCAGUUACAUAAUUCUUCCUAAAAGUUAAUACCAAGAGGCGUUUUAAUAGUUCUGCCGAAAAGUUACUAUUCUUUAAACUUCAGUUUCCAAAUUAAUUUGGGGUUGCAGAUGCCCAUCACUCUGUGCGGUUUCGCAGUUGUUCAGCUCAACCCUUAACAGGGUAAGUUACCUCAGCCGAAACCUCACUUCGCUUAUAUUUGCCCUGGAAAAUCUCAGUUUCACCCUAAAUUACAUUGCCAGUAAUGUCUUAGGAUGGGAAAAUGCCUAACCAGUAAUUAUAGGUACUUCAGUUCAAGAUUUCAGCCUUAACUGCAUCUUUGCAUGAAAACUGCCAAUCUGCAUCGUGCCAAAUCAACCCAUUCUUGCCUGUUCCAAAGGAAAAUUCCGAAGUUUUUUGCUUCAUCACAUGCCAGUUUUAAAUGAAAAAUUUUGGCCAACACUUUGGUGUGUAGAAUCUCGUUUGCAAACAGUAUUAGCAGGUUUUUUACGAUCCACAGUUUUGCCUCAUGUUAAAUACAGAAGAGAACUUUUUCAGCUAAAAGAUGGCGGGGAAGUGGCUUUGGAUUGGUUGGAAAACGGCUGUGAACCUCAAGCGCCUAUUGUUAUAAUUUUACCAGGAUUGACUGGCACUAGUCAAGCAGACUAUGUCAAAUGUCUUGCUGUUGCUGCUAACAAAAUAGGUGUCCGAACAGUUGUUUUCAAUAACAGAGGUCUUGGUGGUGUUAUGUUGAAGACACCACGCACAUAUUGUGCGAGCAAUAGUGAAGAUUUUGAGGAGGUGUUGAACUAUGUUCAUACUUGCAACCCAAAUGUAAGGAUAGGGGCCACUGGGAUUUCAAUGGGUGGGUUGGUGCUUGGAAAUUUUCUAGCAGCACAUCAAGAAAAAGCCAGAAACUUAAUAUCUGCUGCAAUGCUUAUUUCAGUUCCCUGGAAUGUUUUUAAAGGACUUGAGAACAUUGAAAAACCAGUUCUUAAUCUGAUGUUGAAUAACUACUUAGCAAGUGCACUGUGUCAACUUGGAAAACGGAUGGCACACAUCUCAUCACUACAUCAGUUGGAUGAUAAAGCUUUUCAGAGCCGCACCAUUCGAGAAUUUGAUUCCAAAUUCACAGUCAAGCAGUUUGGAUUUAAGGACGUGCAGGAUUACUACCAACAUGCCACACUUCAUACUAAAUUACAUUUGAUUCACGUUCCUUUGUUUUGUCUGAAUGCUGCAGAUGACCCUUUUCAGCCAAUUGAAGCAAUUCCAAUUGAAGAAGCAAACCUGUCAGAGAACGUGGCCAUAAUGGUGACCGCUCGUGGAGGUCACAUUGGUUUCCUUGAGGGCUUCUUUCCGCUCUACAGUGAUCAGUACAUCAGCAAAGUUUUCAGCCAGUUCUUCAGAGCUGUGUGGGAAGAGAAAUUUGAUGUGCUCAGUACAUAAUGGCAAUGUGCUGACAUUUAGUGGCUUAGUUCCAGCACAAUAAUUUGCAUUGUUAAAGAUUUUCUAUAGUGUUACAAAGAUCUAUUGUUGAAAAUUUGCUAUUGCAUUUAUAGAUAUAAUUUUAUUGUUUUUAUUAUUUUUUAUUUAUUUAUUUCUGUAAAGAAAGGGGCCAGUUGUUUACAUUCUAUACAUUUUUAAAGAAAAUUAUUCUUGUUUGAAUAAUGUUUUUAAAUUUAAUAUAAGUAUAGUCUAAAAAUGUUUCUCAUAUCGGAGAAAUUAUUUGUACAGAAUAAUUUAUUCAUGUUAAACCUGGUAUUACUGAAUAAUGUUAAAUCAAAAAAAGUCUCACAACAUUGUUUAUUUUUAUAUUUUAUUUGGUUAUUCUAAGCAUGUUUAAUGAGUGUAUCUUGCAAGCAAUAUAGCAAGCCAAGACAUUAAGGCAGAGAGAGUGAAUGCUAAGAAUAACACUACCUCAAAAACCUGGAGAAUGUUGUAGUAAUUUAAUAUUUUUGCAACCACUUUUAUACAUGUAUGUGUGUGUGAUGCAGUGCUGUUUUUGAAGCUCUGCAGUUGCUUCUAGGGGAAGACCAUGGUAGUUGAGUGUACAGAUAACUUACCACCCACCAAGGUGACUACUCACUGUUUAAUUUCCAGCGAGGUCAAAUCCAAAUUUUCCUCAAGUUGGAAAAGUGGUGGACAUUGAGUGAGCUGGUGGGUUUUCUCUAUGGGUCAUGUCUCACCCAUGUACAUUCCAUCAUGGCUUUAUGUCAUAAUUUCACCCUUCAUAUGUCACUAAUGUCCUUUAUGUUUGCAUGACUAAACACUAGUUUGUUCAUUCAAUUUCUUCUGGUACAUUCUUAAUUUAGUAAGUACUUUUCUCAUGGUCUUAGCCAUCACUAUUCCAAGAUAAAGUUUCAAGGAUUGAUCUUACUUGUUAAAGUCUUCUUCACCUUCAUAAAAUGUGAUCACAAAAUAUAUAUAUUUUGACUAAAAAGGUACAGUAAUGGCAAAUAAACACUCUAGACAUUGA
Messenger RNA from Bacillus rossius redtenbacheri, 3106 nucleotides. It is a transcript of the gene Hydr1, whose product is annotated as phospholipase ABHD3. Lineage: Eukaryota; Metazoa; Arthropoda; Insecta; Phasmatodea; Bacillidae. Bases 1060 to 2076 code for a protein of 338 amino acids. The record is from RefSeq and is a predicted model, not a curated record. Gene Ontology annotation, molecular function: monoacylglycerol lipase activity; acetylesterase activity. Gene Ontology annotation, biological process: medium-chain fatty acid catabolic process; medium-chain fatty acid biosynthetic process. The transcript is spliced from 8 exons.